UGUCAGUUCUCGAAACAAUUCAUCUUCGUCGUCUCCAAAUUGCUCCCAAAUUUCUAGGGUUUAGGGUUUCGUACAUGGAUGCCCUAAACAAGGUCUUGGAUAUCAAGCCCUUGAAGAAGCCUCGCGAGGAUGAGGCCCUCAAAACCCUCGAGAGGAUCGCCAAGCAGGUCCAGCCGAUCAUGCGCCACCGCAAGUGGCGCGUCCACCUUCUCUCCGAGUUCUGCCAUCCGCGUUUGCUGGGGCUCAACAUUAACAAAGGUAGGGAGGUGAGGAUUCGUCUGCGGGCUUUCAAUAAUGAUUUGGCUUUCCUUCCGUUCGAACAGGUCCUUGAUACGAUGCUGCAUGAGCUUUGUCAUAUUGAGAUCGGGCCACAUAACGCUGAGUUUUAUAGGCUAUGGGAUGAGCUUCGGAAGGAGUGUGAUGACCUUGUAGCCAAGGGAAUAACUGGUCCUGGUCAAGGAUUUGAUGGGCAUGGAAGGCGUUUGGGAGGAUAUACUCGCCUAGUUUCACUGCCACCCCUUCGCCAAGCUGCAACUAAUGCUGCAGAGAAACGAAGAUGUGUUGGGACACUAUUACCUUCUGGACCGAAGAAACUUGGUGGGGAUAAUAAUAUUAUGUCAGCGCUUAGUCCAAUACAAGCGGCUGCAAUGGCUGCUGAAAGGAGAAUGCAGGAUGAGCUAUGGUGUGGUUCUGGAUCUUAUGAAGAUCCUAUUGUGAUUGAAAGUAAGGAUGGUAUGUUAGAAAAUCAUGCAGCGAGGGAAUCAGGGGAGUCUUCAAAAAGUUCUGAACAUGUGAAAGAAGGUGAAAAUUCUGAGCCGGUUGUUUCUUGUGUUAAUGAAAAGACUGAGAAUAGUUCGCUACCUGGAAUUUCAAGUGUUCCUUCUGCAAGUAGACACCCAGCCUGUGAUGAUUCCUUAUCAAACUGUUCUACUAAUGAUGUGAUGGACAUGACUAUGUGGGAAUGUGGUUUGUGCACGCUUCUUAAUAAGCCUCUGGCACCAAUAUGUGAAGCAUGUGGUACUCAGAGACCUAAAAUCAUUACAGCCAAGUUUAAGGCCUGGUUCUGCAAAUUUUGUACCCUAGAAAACGACAUUAAAUUUGAGAGAUGUGCAGCCUGUGAUCAAUGGAGAUUUUCUUAUGGACCACCUGUAUCUGCCUCUGCAUUCAACUACGGAACUUGAGCGUCAAUUUACUAUUCACUGUCAAAUUAGUUUUUGCCACAUCUCUCUUUGUGGAUUAUAUUUUAUGCAUGUCCAAAAUAGCCAGAUUACCUUAGCUAUGUGCUACUUCUUUUUGUCUUAAAUCUGCCUAUGUUUUUCUUUAAGUAAUUUGUAUAUGUGAAACUUGCUUGUUGAUGAUGGAACUUAGAUCAGUAUUAAUAUAUCUGAGUAAAGUUAUUCAAUCCAACAUGAUUGUUUUACUUGUGACAAAUGUGCAGUUCUGCUGUCAGGUGCAUCUGUUGUUUGGAUCAUUAUUUUUUUCUAUCUAAUGGCCAGGGGAUUAUUUAAUCAUGCAUGGGCAGGGUUUUUGUCUGAGUGCAUGUGGUUAUGUCUUUUGGCAUGAGCAAUGUGUGUGUACACAUGCACAUGUAUAUUGUUAUCAAUGUUUUCUUUGCAGAAUACUACAUCAUUAUUAUGGAGAUUUCUUUAUGUGUGUGCAGCAUCAGCAUGGAAGACAGAAGAGCCCAGGUGAAAAUUUUCUGAAAGCUUUUGCUGCCACUCCUGGUUCUCAUGAUUUGUUUAUCUUCUUGUACCUGUGUAAAGAUAGAAGGGCCCAAACUGAUAAGAAAAAGUCUCAAGGUACAUACCCAUGUUAUUACUUUGAUAUUUCAUGAAUUCUUUACUUUAAGUAUACAUCACCUGAUUAAAUCUAUCAUUCUUCUUUCAGUUAAUAGCUAAUAAAAAAUUAGUGACUCCAUGUGAUCCAUGAUAUACCUGCCCUCUUUGUUUACUCAUCUUUGUUGCAAGUUAGUUCUUUCUUUUGUGACUUUCAGACCUGUAGCUAAUUAUAUUUGCUCCAAAAAAAGGCUGAUCAAUUCACAGGCUUGAUUGUUUCUGUUUACCAAUUCCAUCCAUAUGAGAGACUCUUAUUUUACUCAGUAAUCUUUUGGCCAGAUAACUGACAGAGCACAGGAUUUUGAAACCUUUUUUACUGAUUCAAUUUGGAAAAAUAUCAUAUGUUCAUGCAGGACUUAAAUCACUUAAAUCUGUCAAUGCUUACAUACUAGUGAUGAAUACAUUGAAGCUUCACCAACCACAUUAAUGUAUCCAGUUUAUAAAUUCAUGUUGAUUUUUACGUGUCAAUUAUCGCAUAACUGGCACCUUGGUUCGUGCCAAUAAGUCUCUAUCGGUUGAUGCCGCAAGUUAGGUUCGGAGACGAACUUCUCGUUGGAGCUUGAAAGCUAUUUUGAUUUGAUGAGUUUUCUAAUUCUCUUUUCCUGACUACUUCUUAUGUCUAUUAUAUAUUUGACUUCUUCUAAUGUCUUUGUUGUUAAGUGAAGUUCCCUGGAAGUUCAUCAAGGGCACCCACCCAAGUCAGUAUCUCUAAAUUUGUUGAAUGUUGUGUGCUGGCUUCUCAGCAAUAAAGUGAAAGUCAAUGCUGCCUACCACUCUCUUGCAAUUUUGGUUUCAGAUCAAGAGAGAAAUCAAUACAAUGAAGGUGUCGAAUCAUCCAGACAUUGUGAAGAUAUAUAAGUUUUUGGUGAGAGUGAAGAAGCUUUUGUCCAUGAAGCCAAAGAUGGAAACUCUCAACAAAGACGUAGUAGCAGAAAUCCUUCUUAAUGAUCCUCGGUUUGCCCUUGCUUAUAAUUUAAAUCUAAUUCAGAUUUAGAUUUAAAUUAUUUUCAUAAUAAUUUAAAAUUAAAUAAGUUAUUUGUAAUAUUAUCAUUUAAAUCCUAUACUAAUCCUAAUUAAUAUUUUAAAUAAUUAUCUAUUUUAAAAAUUUAUUAUAUAUAUGGACAACACUAGAUCUUUGGUGGAUAGAUUGGAAGAGUCUUCAUUUUAAGAACCGAUCUUCAUCUUUUGGUCAUUCUCACUAAUUUGCUAUGGCUGGAGGUAAGUGAUCUAGCUGAUGUUUUACUCUUUGAUUUUUAUAAUAAACCAAUUUACCUGCUUAGAUAUUGUGUGAUUAUUUUACAUCAACAAACACAACAUUAUAUUCAGCAAGAUUUAUGCGCACAUCAAAGUUCAUGAGAAAGUGUUCACUAAUUAAUUCUUGAAGCUCCAACAAUGGCGACCACUUCUUCAUCUUCUUUUAGCACGAGAUCAACAAGUGUUCUAAGUUCACUACCAAGAAACAUAGCACUUCGUAUUCCUAAUGAAAUUCAAUUUGGGCGUUUUGAGUUCCACUUGACCCUCUUUUCAUUUUUUUUGUUAUGCUUGUUUGUGAUUGCUGUUCUUUUUCUUUGCAGGUUGAUGUUUCAAAAAAAAUUCUUUUAAAUAUCAUUCAAAAAAGAGAUGGCCUUUCUUGGAAUAGUAGAGGAGGAAUGGUUACCCCUUUAAACCUGGCAUUGAAAAAUGGUAGUUAUGCGUUUCUUCAAAGAUUCGGAUUCUAUGGUUCCUGUUAUAGAUGACUGGAGAAGCAUGUUGAUCAUAAAAUGGUAAAUUAAUAUGAUCACAAAGCAACCAUUCUUUCUACUUCAUCUCUUUUCUCUAUAGUCUUUCUACUUGUUUCAUGUCUAGUGCAUCUACCAGUUUCUUCUAGGCUAUAUAAUGACUAUACUCCUAGUGAAAUAACUAUUGGCAUCAUAUAUUUUCCUGAUUUGUGGUGUUGGUCAAACAUGUAGGAAAAAUUAAAGAAGUUAUCCAAGAAUCACCAAAAAAGGGAAAUGACCAUUGUUAAGGACUGCCAAAACCAAAUCAUAGAAUGGGUGUUCUCUAUAGAAUGUUUAACCCCCUUUCAUGUUUCUUGACAUUUAAUUAUGUGUUUAAUUUUGGUUGUCAUGGUUUUACCUUCAGGGUGCUUUCUAUGAUGAGAUAGAUGAUAAAAUAGGAUCGCAGAAUGUUUUGAAUGGCUUUGUUGUAAUUGAUUAUCUCUUAGAGAAGAACUACAAAAUGCUCAUCGUUGUGAAAAACAACACCGAGUUCAAGAUACAGGCCAGAACUUUCACCUAUGGCAAGUUUUUUCAGCUCGCAUUUCGUACUUUCUAAACAAUGUAAGCCAAUUUCCACCGCAGAUGAUGCAAAAAAAAAAUUAGAUGAGGUCAAAUCAUCACAAACUAAUAAAAACUUGAUAGGUUCUGAUGACCAAUCAUACUAUAUAUGUAACAGAAUACAAGCAAUGCCCAUUUGAGAGUAGAUAAUUAUUCCUGAGCUUUCUGUUUGCAGUAAUAGAAUGGUCUAAAGAAGUCUAGAAAAAAAAAACCCAACACAACUGAUUUUUGUUGCUCUACAUUGACAAUAUUACUCAUGAAUCUUACUGUAAUGAAUGAACAACCUAGACUCUGGUGCACUAUUUUUUAUCAGAGAUGAUAAUGAUGAAGAAUAAGGCCAUGCGUGAUCCCCUUUUAAAGGGGCAGGACAUGGAAACAUCAGAUAAGGAGUCACCUGAUCACCAUUAAGUGUAAGAUGACAAAUCAGCUCCAACUUGUCCUCAUUGACACCAAACCUGUAAACCUCCCUUCCCUUUGUCUGAAAGAACAAGGCCUGCAUUUCGUGACAAACAUACAAAAUUUUUAGUAGAUGGAGGUGCUCCACACCAUGCAAUUUCACCCUCUCUUCUUGCAACCCAUGUUUUCUGAUUGAUUAGCUCCCAUAUCACCACCUCUUCUGUUAUUCUGUCCCUCGCACAAUACACAAGAAUCCUAUUGGCACCGCAAUGGAUAGAUUUUGCCUCUAAUCCUGCACUUGCCUCCGGUGCACUGAUCAACUCUGCUGUCUCACUUUCACUGUUAUAAUUCAGCACCGAUCCAUCCAGUGUUAUCCAAUAUAAAUUGCCUCCUAUCGAAACACCAGCCCCCUGUUCCGGUUCGAAACAUACGUAUCUUGGGAACUUGCUCACCAAAGAUUUCCAUUCAUUCUUCUUGGUGCAAUAUACCCUGAAUUCAACGUCCUUUGUCCUGCAUUGCCAUGUGACGAUAUUCUGUGGCCAGCAGUCUGGUAACUCGUCUCUGCCCAAUGUUUUAUUGUCGCGUGUGACCUUAUGGACUUCUAAUGCUGUUUGUAUGUUGUCUGUCGCAAGUUUAUAAGCAUAUACUACUUUGACAUGAUUAUGAUUAUUUUUUUUUUAUGUAUUAGGCCAAAUGCAUGGUGCCACUGAAGUCCUUGAUUGUCUGGCAUUCUUGCUAACAUUAAUGCUCUUUCUGUGAUUGGGUUGUACACAAUUUUCCGGCCUUCCGGUUUGCACAAGAGCAAGAAUCCAUUGGAAGAAGAGAUGUGGCAUACGGAGGAGUCUUGCAGAUAGAGAGGGAUAUGAUUUAGUGAUGGCGACUUGAGACCGUGGCUAACAGGGUUAAAGAUCAAGUUAAAGUCUUGUAGAUGGAAAAAACCUGCAAGAACUGGAAGAGUAGCAUCGGAGGACUUACAGUUAGAAAUAAUCACACAAUAUCUAAGCAGCAACUUGGCGGUUCUUGUACACAUUGACGGCGAGCUUGACCUUGGCAAUGUCAGAUGUAUAUGUAUAUGUAUUCUUAUAUGUAUAUGUAUAUGUUAGAUGUAUAUGUAUACUUGUAUGUAUAUGGUAUCCAUUUGUUCCUAUAUGUAAACACAUAAAUCAUCGGUGAUACUCGUUCAAGGCAUGUACACUUGUUCCACUCUCUCGUUCUUCUUCUUCUAACAGGCAAAUGCAACACUCCUCCCAAAAUUCCUUGUUUUGAUCGCUUUCUCACACUCUUGGCGACUUCCAAUUAAGCAGUUAGUUCAUGAUCUUUAGUUCAUAUUUUUUCCUUUUUAUUCCAUAAUUUGAGUUUUUUUUUUUCACUUCUAGAUCAGUGAUUUAUUGUCGUUAACAUCUGUAUGAGGGCUAUAGCUAUCCUUUUUGUGGGUCCUUGUUCUUCAUCUUUUAUGUUGUUAUUUGGAAGAAAAGAAGUAAUUUU
Messenger RNA from Dioscorea cayenensis subsp. rotundata (Guinea yam), 6031 nucleotides. RefSeq names its product DNA-dependent metalloprotease WSS1. Bases 75 to 1181 code for a protein of 368 amino acids. NCBI's taxonomy places the organism in Eukaryota, Viridiplantae, Streptophyta, Magnoliopsida, Dioscoreales, Dioscoreaceae. The transcript is spliced from 8 exons. The record is from RefSeq and is a predicted model, not a curated record.